Messenger RNA from Cydia strobilella, 723 nucleotides. RefSeq lists its product as uncharacterized. Bases 2 to 715 code for a protein of 237 amino acids. The record is from RefSeq and is a predicted model, not a curated record. NCBI's taxonomy places the organism in Eukaryota, Metazoa, Arthropoda, Insecta, Lepidoptera, Tortricidae. The transcript has 5 exons.
AAUGACCGGCAAAGGAACCGACCGCAAGGGAAAAUCAAAGGACAUCAAAUCAAUAGCCGAGACUGUAGAAUCUACUGCCAAUUUUACUCUGCCCGAUAGCUUACCCGCCGACGAGGUGGACUACCCAGUGCUCAUCACUAGGAAGGUCACUGCUAACUGGAAAGAGAUACUGGAUGAGAGCCAGCAGUUUAAAGAUGAGAUUGAGGAGUACAUGCAACGGCAGCAGGAGCCAGUCCUGAAGUCGCCGUUCAAAAAAACAGAAACUGAUUACAUUAAGAAUGAAGUAUUCGUUUGCCUCAUACCAGCAAUAGAACAAACUCUUGUAAAAGCCAAGAUUUGGCAAGCUUUACAGAGAGAGAAAUGCUUCUUCAAUGGCAUAGAUUGGAUAGUUCAGUACCUGUGGAACAACAACCCCCGUUAUCCUCAGCGUGCUAAUAGCCCUCAACAUUUGUUCAAUAUGGGCUGGGUUAGAAAGCUAUUGAAAGAAUGGCCCCGACCAUACUUCCCGAAGUCUUGGCUUUGGCCAGAGGACUACGCCGCCACAAUGAUCCAAAAGACAGUCCGCCAGUACUUCGUGCAGCGCGAGGAAAACGUGCAAGAGAUGAGAGAGUUCUGGAGGAAACUGAAACUGGAGCUUACGCAAUAUCCAGAAAUGGAUGUGAACCCAUUGCUUGCACGUAAAUUUGCCUCAACAAAGUCUAUUCCUAAGAAAUAAAUAUAGAA